AUGUGGGCGGAAGACCAUGUGCUUCUGAGUAAUAUGUUGCGGAGCAUCCAAACGACCAGGGCAAAGGAGGAGGGGAAAAAAAUGAAAACGAUGGAGAAAAUGACUGAGCCCCCGACUGUGCAAGACGACGGAAAAGACGCGGUCGUGGAGGAUUCGUACGGUCGUGUGUGGGAUCGACUGUGGACCGUGUGUCGGCAUUUCUCUGUGUGGGGAUUAAAAUUUGCCUUCUCCCUCGCAGGGGAGCAGCGAGUGAAUGAAGAGGACCUCUCUUCGCAGGAGUCGAGGUAUGCCGAGUGUAUACUGGAACAAAAUAAAAGAAGAUACAAGGAAAAGUUGUUUCAAUUUGUUUGGAACAGGCCUGGCAUUAAGAAGGGGAGGUGUUCUGCUCCUCCUCAUCCCCUUUAA
Messenger RNA from Trypanosoma cruzi, 405 nucleotides. RefSeq lists its product as uncharacterized. The transcript has a single exon. Bases 1 to 405 code for a protein of 134 amino acids. NCBI's taxonomy places the organism in Eukaryota, Euglenozoa, Kinetoplastea, Trypanosomatida, Trypanosomatidae. The record is from RefSeq and is a predicted model, not a curated record.